AUGGUUCACAAGGAUUCCACUGCAAAAAUUACCACAACACACACUAUUGAUACCCCUGCAGGAUUAAAUUCUACCAACUCUGACCGGGCUUCAUCAGGUGGUGAGACACCCACCAAGAAAGACAGCGCUGGAAAAACUACUGCUCCCCCAAUGGCUGGUUCAUCAAUGGUCCCUGGAUUUAUGUCUCCUGAUGGAAAAUGUGCCUGUCCUGGUAUGGCUCCUGCAUCUGACAGUCCUUUGUUGAUGCCUGACAACAACACAACUGUAUCCACUCUUUGUGUGUUUUUAUUCUGCUUGUUUAUGGACUUUGAACUGUUUACACCUAUUUUCUGGGCUCAUUAUUCACUGUCAAGAGCCCUCUUUGGUGGCAGUGCACCAGAUAAAACCAUCUUUGAAUUCCUCAUGUGA
Messenger RNA from Melampsora larici-populina 98AG31, 408 nucleotides. RefSeq lists its product as uncharacterized. Lineage: Eukaryota; Fungi; Basidiomycota; Pucciniomycetes; Pucciniales; Melampsoraceae. Bases 1 to 408 code for a protein of 135 amino acids. The transcript has 8 exons. The record is from RefSeq and is a predicted model, not a curated record.